Molecule: messenger RNA, 1098 nt
Organism: Peromyscus californicus insignis
Lineage: Eukaryota; Metazoa; Chordata; Mammalia; Rodentia; Cricetidae
Gene: Pde6d
Product: phosphodiesterase 6D
Exons: 5
Coding region: 155-607 (150 amino acids)
Biological process (GO): sensory perception of light stimulus
Cellular component (GO): cytoplasm
Source: RefSeq, a predicted model, not a curated record
AGCCGAGGGGAGGGAGAGGCCGGUUCGGGUCUGGCCGUCACCGCUGCUUGCCUGAGGUGUCCGGCCGGGCAGCGGCUCCGUCUCGGUUCCUGGUACCGUCUGCGAGGCCCCGCCGAGCCAGCGUGGGAGGGCCGCAGGCGGCAGGCGCCGCAUCAUGUCAGCCAAGGACGAGCGGGCCAGGGAUAUCCUGAGAGGCUUCAAACUAAAUUGGAUGAACCUUCGGGACGCUGAAACAGGGAAGAUACUCUGGCAAGGAACAGAAGACCUGUCUGUCCCUGGUGUGGAGCAUGAAGCCCGUGUGCCCAAGAAAAUCCUCAAGUGCAAGGCAGUGUCUCGAGAAUUGAACUUUUCUUCUGCAGAGCAAAUGGAAAAAUUCCGCCUGGAACAAAAAGUUUACUUCAAAGGGCAAUGCCUAGAAGAGUGGUUCUUCGAGUUUGGCUUUGUGAUCCCUAACUCCACAAAUACCUGGCAGUCCUUGAUAGAAGCAGCACCUGAGUCCCAGAUGAUGCCCGCCAGCGUCCUAACGGGCAAUGUCAUCAUAGAGACAAAGUUCUUUGACGACGACCUUCUUGUCAGCACGUCCAGGGUGAGGCUUUUCUAUGUCUGAGAGAAGAACUUGUGUGCACUUCAAGAAUUUGGAAUGGGGGCAGGAGGAAGCAUCACUUUUUUCCUCCACACAUUUGAUUUUUGAUACUCCAGCUGAUUCCUUCAACACAGAACCCACCUGUGGCACCAGGAAACCAGCUCUGUAUAGGUAGCCAGUUGGCUUUUUCUCCCAAACCUCCAUCUUCACUGACAAGACUAAACUCCUAACCCAGCCAAGGGCAGGGACAAGCCUUGACUCCUUCCUGGUGCGAGCAUGGGGACAGACCCAUACCAGGAGCCACACUGCGUCUGUCACCUGCCCCACCUCCUUGGGCCCUACAGGCUUCCUUUGGCCUCUGGUUUUGAAAAAAUUUACCUUUCUGACCCAUUUAGUUCUUUUCCUACCACCUCUAUUUCAUACAUUCUCCUACCUUUAACUUGUAAAAUAGACGAUGAUAUUAUUAUUACAUAAUGUAAUUAAAGCAUUAAAAUAUUCCUACAGUCUUUAGCAUG